Molecule: messenger RNA, 1428 nt
Organism: Racocetra persica
Lineage: Eukaryota; Fungi; Glomeromycota; Glomeromycetes; Diversisporales; Gigasporaceae
Source: the annotation of a GenBank genome assembly
AUGUCUGAGAAAGAAUACACUCACAAGUCUACACACUGGUUCGUCCGAAAUGCAGAUGAUUUUUUGGCGUUAAAUUAUGAAACAUGGCUAAUACGAGAGUUUCAGUCGGAACUACCUCCAAAAAGCUCAGUAGAAGCGUAUAACAGAUGGUCACGUGGAAUAAUAGAAGCUAAAAAUCACGUAACUAUAUCCGAGCUCCAUAAUUUGGAAAAAGCCGAAACCGACACGCGUUUACUGGGUAAAAAGAUGUACUCUCUUCUUCCAAACGGAAGCGAGAAUAGCAUCAUCCUUUGGGCGUUUUGUGCACAACUCUUCUUCCCAGAUGGAAGCGAGGAUAACGCUCAUUUUGAUGUUUUGUGUAAUACUCUCUUCUUCCAACGUGAUCGUCUAUUUAAAUCAAUUUCAAAAAAGCAUCAAAACAAAUAUUUGCAUGUAAAAGAACAAUGGAAGAAGGAUUUUAAAAGAAACAUAGAGGAAAUGCAGAAAGCAAUGAAACAAGCCAGUUGGAUGAGUAAAGAUAAACAACACAAGAUCGAACAAGUUGUUGAUGCGUUCACCAAGACAAAGUUAGAACGUCUUCAUUUUACAUCACCUAGUGUUAUUGGAGUUCUUGACACUACAAAUUCGCAUGAUCCAACAUUCAGUCUUCUCAGUUCCAAAGAUCGCACAUAUUUUAAAAAGGUUAUGAUCGAUGAUACUGUAUUUUCCAUUGUAGACAAAUUAGUUCAGCUUUUCGUAAAAACAUAUAAAAAUGAAACUUGGGAGUUUUGUCACGAUGUGCCUUUCGUAGUACCUGAAGCUCUUCAAGGUCAUGUGUCAAAACAAGAUGAAUCUUAUGUAAGAUGCGCAAUUGGGUUGCUAAAUAGACUCCGACACUUCUGGCGUAAUGAAAAACAUCCUGUUCAUGGUAUGGACAAGAAAAAUCCACCUGAAAACCAUAUUACUGUCACACAGACAGGUCAUUUGAUUGAUGAGCUUUUUUUCGGUCUUGACGCUCCAUAUAUUUUAACAUGGGGUGAUGAAACGUCAGAGGCAAGCGCUGAACGGAUUCACAAAGAAAAUAAUAGGAAUGGACGUAUACCUGAUUUUCGUUUGCGAAUUGUUAUUCCAAAGAGAAAAGUUGAAAUCAUGGUUGGCGAAAGUUGUCGAAAUGGUGCUGAUGAUAAUAAAGUAACAGGAGAUCGUGAAAAAAUGAUAAGAAUGAUGAAGGAUGCUGAAGAACGACUAGAAAGAGAAUUAGUCAAUUACAAAAUCACAGACAUUAAUCAUGAGAUCAGAGAACAAUUUAGCGACAUAGAUCUAUUCGCUAUUCAAUCAAUUGGCGGGAUAUUUUAUCGAUUACGAAAAUUUGCGGUUGUUUCUAUCCCCUUUUCACCAUCUCAAGCGGAAGAUGUGGAAGACUUUAUACUUACAUUACUCAAGUUUCGG